CUGCUACUGCUGCCGCCUUGGUCGGAACUCCUCAGGACGUGAGGGCUGAACACGCGGAUGGGCUCGAGUGAUUGUGUAUUAUAGUCUUCGAGUGCCUGUUAAGAUAUCAGUGUUUAUUCUUGAGAUCGAUUUGCAACCAUGCCGGCGUACUUUCAGAGACCCGAAAACGCUCUGAAAAGAGCAAAUGAAUUUUUGGAAGUGGGGAAGAAGCAACCAGCCUUGGAUGUACUGUAUGAUGUCAUUAAGAGCAAAAAGCACCGAACAUGGCAGAAGAUCCACGAGCCAAUCAUGCUCAAAUAUCUGGAGCUCUGUGUGGACCUUCGCAAGAGUCAUCUGGCGAAGGAGGGGCUGUACCAGUACAAGAACAUCUGUCAGCAGGUGAAUAUCAAGUCUCUUGAAGAUGUGGUCCGGGCUUACUUGAAGUUGGCUGAAGAGAAGACGGAGACCGCCAAAGAGGAGUCUCAGCAGAUGGUCUUGGACAUUGAGGAUUUAGACAAUAUUCAGACUCCUGAAAGUGUAUUGCUGAGUGCUGUGAGUGGAGAGGAUACACAGGAUCGUACUGACCGACUGUUACUCACCCCCUGGGUCAAGUUUCUUUGGGAGUCUUACCGUCAGUGCUUGGACCUACUGCGGAAUAAUUCCAAAGUGGAACGUCUCUACCAUGAUAUUGCCCAACAAGCUUUCAAGUUUUGCCUGCAGUACACUCGGAAGGCAGAAUUUCGCAAACUCUGUGACAAUCUGCGCAUGCAUUUGGGCCAGAUUCAAAGACACCACAACCAGAGCACUGCCAUCAACUUGAACAAUCCUGAAAGCCAGUCCAUGCACCUGGAGACACGUUUGGUUCAGCUGGACAGUGCCAUUAGCAUGGAACUCUGGCAGGAAGCCUUUAAGGCUGUAGAAGAUAUCCAUGGCCUUUUUGCCCUGUCUAAAAAGCCCCCUAAGCCUCAACUUAUGGCCAACUACUAUAACAAGGUGUCCACUGUAUUCUGGAAAUCUGGCAACGCGCUUUUUCAUGCCAGCACUUUGCACCGCCUGUAUCAUCUUUCAAGGGAGAUGCGCAAGAACCUCACACAGGAUGAGAUGCAAAGAAUGUCUACCAGAGUUCUCUUGGCCACCCUGUCUAUCCCCAUUACACCUGAGAGGACUGAUAUUGCACGAUUGCUGGAUAUGGAUGGUAUUAUAGUGGAGAAACACAGACGACUAGCCACACUUUUAGGCCUCCAGUCCCCUCCCACCCGCCAAAGUCUCAUCAACGACAUGGUGAGGUUUAAUCUUCUGCAGUAUAUCGUACCAGAAGUCAAAGAGCUGUACAACUGGCUAGAGGUGGACUUCCAUCCACUGAAACUUUGUGGAAGGGUAACUAAGGUGUUAAACUGGAUAAAGGACCAAGCAGAGAAAGAGUGUGAUCUUCAACAGUAUGUGCCCCACCUACAGAGCAAUACCAUCCUUAGACUUUUACAACAGGUUGCUCAGAUCUACCAGAGCAUCGAGUUCAGUCGUCUUGCCUCUCUUGUGCCAUUUGUGGAUGCCUUUCAGCUUGAGCGUUCCAUUGUGGAUGCUGCUAGACACUGCGAUCUGCAGGUGCGCAUUGAUCACACCUCUCGUACUCUAAGUUUUGGGUCAGAUCUGAACUAUUCCACAAAAGAAGACGCGCCUGUUGGCCCGUUCCUCCAGAACAUGCCCUCAGAGCAGAUUAGGAACCAGCUCACCGCUAUGUCUUCCUCUCUUGCCAAGGCCAUCCAAGUCAUCAGGCCAGCCUCCAUACUGCAAGAACGAGAGGAGCAGAGCCAACAAGCCAUUGCAGCUUAUCUGAAGAAUGCUCGCAAAGAGCACCAGCGCAUCUUGGCCCGCAGGCAAACCAUUGAGGAGCGCAAGGAGCGUUUAGAGAGUCUAAACAUUCAACGUGAAAAGGAGGAGCUUGAGCAACGGGAGGCUGAACUGCAAAAGGUGCGCAAAGCAGAGGAAGAACGUCUACGGUUGGAGGCCAAAGAACGAGAGAAAGAGCGCAUAAUGCAAGAGCAUGAGCAGAUCAAAAAGAAGACUGUACGAGAACGCCUGGAGCAAAUCAAGAAGACUGAACUGGGGGCUAAGGCCUUUAAGGACAUUGACAUAGAGGAUCUGGAGGAACUAGACCCAGACUUCAUUAUGGCCAAACAGGUGGAACAGUUGGAGAAGGAGAAAAAGGAACUUCAAGAGCGUCUUAAAAACCAAGAGAAAAAAAUUGACUAUUUUGAGAGGGCUAAAAGGUUGGAGGAGAUUCCCCUCAUCAAAAAGGCUUAUGAGGAACAGCGCGUCAAAGACAUGGAACUCUGGGAGCUACAGGAGGACGAGAGGAUCAGCAACAUGAAGAUUGAGCGGGAAAAGGCCCUGGAGCACAAGCAGAGGAUGUCUAGGAUGCUGGAGGACAAGGAGAACUUUGUUUCGAAGAUCACAGCUGCUCGAAGUUUCAUCUAUGAGGAGAAACUUAAACAGUUCCAACAGCGCCUGGUUGAGGAGCGAAAGAAGCGCCUUGAGGAAAGGAAAAGGCAGCGCAAAGAGGACCGACGUAAUGCCUACUACCGUCAGAAAGAAGAGGAGGCCCAGAGAAUUCACGAGGAGCAACUAAAGAAAGAACGUGAGGAGCGUGAGCGCCUGGAGCAAGAGCAGAGGGAGGAGGAGGAGAGAGAGUACCAGGAACGUUUACGAAAGCUUGAGGAACAGGAGAGAAAACAGCGAGCCCGCCAACAGGAGAUAGAGGAACGUGAGCGUCGCAAGGAAGAGGAAAGGAAAAUGCCAGAGGAGAAACCCACCAAGGACUGGGCAGAGAGAGAAGAUGGUGGAGGAUGGCGAAAACGUGGUGAACCAGGAGAGUCAGAAUGGCGUCGGCCUGUACCUGAUCGUGACUGGAGACAGGAAGGCCGUGAUGACACUGAGGAGCGUGAACAAGAGCCAGCUGUCAAGAGACCAAGCGAUGUACCCCGUCGCAUGGGCUCAGAUGACCGCCCUCCCCGUCGUGGCUUUGAUGAUGAUCGAGGGCCCCGUCGUGGCACUGAUGAAGACCGUGGACCUAGAAGGGGCCUGGACGAAGAACGUGGACCCAGGAGGGUCUUUGAUGAUGACCGUGGUCCUAGGCGUGGCCUAGACGAUGAACGAAGCCUUCGCAGGGGAAUGGAAGAGGAGCGAGGGCCACGCCGGGGCUUUGAUGAUGACCGAGGACCUCGUAGAAUUAUGGAUGAGCCCAGGGGCCUCAGGCGUGGGGCUGAUGAUGACUGGGGUUCAAGAAGGGGUGGAGAUGAUGAAAGGGGAGGCCGCAGAGGCAUGGAUGAUGCUGGGCCACGUCGUGGUGAUGAUCCUAAGCCAUGGAAACCUUCAGGCAGGCCAGGUGGGUGGAGAGAAAGAGAAAAGGCCCGUGAAGAGAGUUGGGGACCCCCUCGGGAUGAAGCUGGUCAAGAUGAAGAGGAGCCUGAUCUGGAAGAACGCCAGGAGAGUGAGCGUACUAGAGAGCGUCGACCACCCAGGGAGGAGGGGGGAGUUUGGAGGCGUGGAGGUACCUCAGAAGAAACCAGCAGCUGGAGAGAUUCUCGCCGCGAGGAUCGCGAGGAGCGCCAAGAUCGUCGUGAUGUCAGAGACCCAAGGGAUGAGCGUGAACAAAGAGCCCCUCAAAGAGAGAAUGAAGAAGGUGGCUCCUGGAGAAGAGGUGGGGAUGACAAACGUGAGGAACGUGAGGCUCCAGCCAGACCACGAGAGCGUGAUCGUGAUGUGGAAAAGAGCACUUGGCGAUCAGACAAGGAGAAAGACAACCAGCGUCGUUCUAAGAAUGAGAUAGAUGAUGAUGGAUGGACCACAGUUCGUCGUUAGGCCAACACCACCACUGUUGCUUACCAUCCUUAGUGUGGCUUCAGUGUCAGGAGUUUUCCUCAAUCUUUAAUUUUUCACUGCUGUUGCUGUGGCACUCAUUUACAAAUUAACAGUAUAGAUUUGCUUAACUCUGCAUGGAAACUUAAUGUAGUAGCUUCUUUUCCAGAAAGGUUUUUAUGCAGCUUAGUGUUGAAUUUAAAUCAUUCCUAUCUUGUGCAUGUUUAAAGUGUUAAAUUGCUCUCGUUCAAUAUACCGUUUGUGAUGCAUUUAAUUUGGGAGUAAUGCAUUUUGAAAUUGAAAUAAUAACCCAGAUCCAAGUUGUUCUUGAUUGACUACAGAAAUAUUGUUUCAAGAUCUUUCCUUUAGAUAUUACAUCUCAUUUCUAGCUCGCUGCCCUUGCAAUUGCAUAUCUUGUUGCAUUUUAAAGGGGGGAAAAAUAAACUCAUUGAAGUCUG
Molecule: messenger RNA, 4292 nt
Organism: Alosa alosa (allis shad)
Lineage: Eukaryota; Metazoa; Chordata; Actinopteri; Clupeiformes; Clupeidae
Gene: eif3s10
Product: eukaryotic translation initiation factor 3, subunit 10 (theta)
Exons: 22
Coding region: 139-3837 (1232 amino acids)
Biological process (GO): translation reinitiation; formation of cytoplasmic translation initiation complex
Cellular component (GO): eukaryotic translation initiation factor 3 complex, eIF3m; multi-eIF complex; eukaryotic translation initiation factor 3 complex, eIF3e
Molecular function (GO): mRNA binding; translation initiation factor activity
Source: RefSeq, a predicted model, not a curated record